AUGUUGUGUACUAAUGGCGUUUGUCAAAGCCCCUCGUGUACCGAUGGCCUACAAAACAACGGGGAAACGGACAUUGAUUGUGGUGGCAGUGGAUCGUGUCCCCGAUGUGGUACCUCUAAGAAAUGCUCUGCGAAUACCGACUGCACUAGUGCGAACUGUGAUGGAGCCAAGUGUCUAGCUUCAGCAAACAACGACAACGUGAUGAACGGAGACGAGACAGACGUGGAUUGCGGUGGUACAUCCGGUAACACGUGUGCCGUGAAUAAGAAAUGCAAAAUUACGACAGACUGCAACAAUAUGUUGUGUACUAAUGGCGUUUGUCAAAGCCCCUCGUGUACCGAUGGCCUACAAAACAACGGGGAAACGGACAUUGAUUGUGGUGGCAGUGGAUCAUGUCCCCGAUGUGGUACCUCUCAGAAGUGCUCUGCGAAUACCGACUGCACUAGUGCGAACUGUGAUGGAACCAAGUGUCUAGCUGCAGCAAACAACGACAACGUGAGGAACGGAGAUGAGACAGACGUGGAUUGCGGUGGUACAUCCGCAAACAAGUGUGCCGUGAAUAAGAUCUGCAAAAUUACGACAGACUGCAACAAUAUGUUGUGUGGUAAUGGCGUUUGUCAAAGCCCCUCGUGUACCGAUGGCCUACAAAACAACGGCGAAACCGACAUUGAUUGCGGUGGCAGUGGAUCGUGUCCCCGAUGUGGUACCUCUAAGAAGUGCUCUGCGAGUACCGACUGCACUAGUGCGAACUGUGAUGGAACCAAGUGUCUAGCUUCAGCAAACAACGACAACGUGAUGAAUGGAGAUGAGACAGACGUCGAUUGCGGUGGUACAUCCGGUAACACGUGUGCCGUGAAUAAGAAAUGCAAAAUUACCGCAGAUUGCAAUAAUAUUUUGUGCAUAAGUGGCUUUUGCCAAAGUGCGUUGUGUACCGAUGGCCUACAAAACAACGGUGAAACAGACGUUGACUGCGGUGGCAGUGGUUUGUGCCCUCGAUGUGCUAUCGCUAAGAAAUGUUCUGCUAAUACUGACUGUGGUAGUGCGAAGUGUGAUGGAACCAAGUGUCUAGCUCCAGCAAACAACGACAACGUGAUGAAUGGCGAUGAGACAGACGUGGAUUGUGGUGGUACAUCCGGUAACAUAUGUGCGGUGGGCAGUAAAUGUAAAGUUGAUACUGAUUGCAGUAAUGGUUAUGUGUUUUUCGAUGGCGCCGAUAGUGUCUGGCCACUGGAACAAAACGUCACAUCCAAUAUACGACGAUUGGAUGGCACACUAGUCAAUUCACCUACUUAUGUUACCCCUGGCAUCAACAAUGGUUAUGCUCUGCAGUUUGUCACUAGCAGUUCACAAGGAGUACAGAUACCAAAUUAUCAAAAUUUUGCUUAUACUAGUUUUACAGUGGAAAUGUGGAUCAAACCCACCACACUUUCCGCUGGUAGUACAUGGGGACUUUUUAGUCAAAUUGAGUCGGUGACACCUCACAAAUUGUUACAUCUUUGUAUUCGUGACCAAAAAUUAUAUAUGGGCUUUUAUUUUGACGAUCUGUCUGGCACAACCACACUGUCAACUAAUACCUGGUAUCAUGCAGCAUUCGUUUAUAAUUAUUUAACACAACAGAAGACCAUUUAUUUAAAUGGAGUUCAAGACGCCAUAGGUAGUUCAAGUAACUAUCAGGGCACUAGUGGUAUAAUAACCAUUGGAUAUUAUGAUAAUAAGAAUUAUUAUGACGGUUUCAUGGAUCAAGUUUCACUCACAAUGAACGCUAAGACAGCAAGCGAGAUUCUCGAUGAUGCUACCUUGACUACAUGGCAUUCAUUUGAUUGUGGAUUGCAGGAUGAUUCGGGUCCAAAUAAAAUUAGUGGAACUGCUAAUAACGUUGUAUCAGGAAAUGGUAGAAUACCUGGAUAUGUUCUUCUUGGUGUUGCUAACAAAGCAUUUUCGAUGUCGCUAUGGAUCAAUCCGACGUCAACGAGCGGUGGAACUCUUGCACAUCUUUCAAGUAAAUCAGAUGGGCAGAAUUGGUGCUUUGAUGUACUGGGCUUGAGCUCUAGUGGGAAUAUAGUAGGCGCUGUUCGCUCUGGUGGUAGUGUUCAAGAAGUAGUGGGCCCUACUGUAUCGGCGAAUAUCUGGACACAUGUUGCCAUCACAGCUUCAACGGGUAAUGGUGUUCGUUUGUAUGUCAAUGGUGUUUCAAGUGGUACCAAGAGUAUAGCGUCGAUUGAUACUUCAGCAGUUGCAGUAUUUAUGACAUUGGGCAGUCCAUUGCAAGGAACAUCAUGUCCAAAGAAUUCAAUUGUAGCCAGUGUCUAUCAAGGUCUUUUGGAUGAGUAUCGUGUGUAUUCACGAGAACUAACUGCAGCAGAGGUCACUAAACUUGCUGCUCCUUGA
Messenger RNA from Adineta ricciae, 2388 nucleotides. The record is from the annotation of a GenBank genome assembly. Lineage: Eukaryota; Metazoa; Rotifera; Eurotatoria; Adinetida; Adinetidae.